AUGUUACCCGGAUAUGACACUCCUACAGAUGCUGCCCCUAUAGUCAGAAAAACAGCCAUAAUUGACAGAGAACUCCUGCGUCUUUGCGUUGAUGUAGCUGCAUUACAGGAAACUCGUCUCUCUGGGGAAGGCAGCCUGCGUGAAGAUAAUAGCACCUUUUUCUGGAAAGGGAGAGAAAUUGGAGAAAGACGUGAACACGGAGUUGGCUUUGCAGUGCGAAACAGUUUUCUCAGCUGCUGCGAACAAACAAAAUCUAUGUCUGAACGAUUAACAACUUUGAGAUUAAAGACAACAUCAGGCCCCGUCACAUUAAUCUCUGCAUAUGCUCCCACUAUGAAAGCGCCACCUGAAGUCAAAGACAUGUUCUAUGAAGACCUGCGGAAAUGCCAGGAGAAUGUUCGUGGAUCAGAUAAACUCAUGUUACUGGGAGACUUUAAUGCCAGGGUUGGGAAUAAACGGAACAACUGGACCCACUGCAUUGGCCCAUACGGCAUUGGAAAUAUGAAUGAGAACGGUCAGCGACUGCUAGAACUUUGCACCUCUCUUUCUCUCUGCAUCACUAACACUUACUUCCAGAAUAGAGACGUGCACAAAGUAACAUGGAAACACCCACGUUCAGGCCAUUGGCAUCAGCUCGACUUCAUCAUAACCAGAAGAAGCGACCUACGUCAUGUCCUUAAUUCCCGCACAUAUCACAGUGCUGACUGUGAUACUGAUCACUCUUUAGUUAUGACCAAAUCACGGUUCACACCAAAGAAGAUUCACUCAGCUGAGAGCGUUUGUCGAAGAGUGAAGAUCAACACCAAAGCCAUUCAAGAAGAUACGCUAUAA
This is a messenger RNA of Schistocerca piceifrons (Central American locust), 831 nucleotides long. RefSeq names its product craniofacial development protein 2-like. Gene Ontology annotation, biological process: chromatin remodeling. Gene Ontology annotation, cellular component: nucleus. Lineage: Eukaryota; Metazoa; Arthropoda; Insecta; Orthoptera; Acrididae. The record is from RefSeq and is a predicted model, not a curated record. Bases 1 to 831 code for a protein of 276 amino acids. The transcript has a single exon. Gene Ontology annotation, molecular function: catalytic activity.